Molecule: messenger RNA, 1149 nt
Organism: Salvia miltiorrhiza (redroot sage)
Lineage: Eukaryota; Viridiplantae; Streptophyta; Magnoliopsida; Lamiales; Lamiaceae
Product: putative late blight resistance protein homolog R1A-3
Exons: 2
Coding region: 1-1149 (382 amino acids)
Biological process (GO): protein folding
Molecular function (GO): alpha-tubulin binding
Source: RefSeq, a predicted model, not a curated record
AUGAAGGAAGCAACACUUACAAUAUGUAUUCCGAAGAAAGGGUAUAGAUCUGAGGGCGUUGUAGAGAAGUUUAACUCAUUGAGGGUCCUUCAAGUUUUACGUAGAAACAAUAAUUGGGAUUGGAAGCCAGGUCAAGUGUUCGAUCUGGUUCAUUUAACUUACCUUGCUUCCAACAUUCCCAAUAGUAUUGUUCCUUCAGCUAUAUCAAAGCUUCAGAAUCUUCAGACUUUAAUUAUUUAUAGAUCUGAGGAACUUUCGCUUGCAACAGACUUGGUGUGCAAUAAAAGAAUGGUGGAAAUGAUUCCAAACAUUAAAAAGCUGGGAAUAUGUUACACCAAGGAGAAGUUUGAUGCCGAUGCGGGCUAUUGCCUCAAUAAUCUUAAAUUUUUUUGUCUACUUGAGAAAUUGAAAUUGGAGAAGCAUGAUGAUUUUUCAUGUAGACAACUUGAUUUACUCGGAUCCAAUAUGCGUGGAAUUUUUUCAUCUAGACAACUUGAUGAACUGGGAUUAGAGAUGCGUGGAGGUUUUUCAUCUAGACAACUUGAUGAACUGGGUUUUAUGAUGCGUGGAGUUUCUUCAUCUAGACAAAUUGAUGAACUGGAAUUGAAGAUGCCUGGAGUUUUUUCAUCUGGACAACUUGAUGAACUGAGAUUAGAGAUGCGUGGAGAUCUUUCAUCUAGACAAUUUGAUGAAAUUGGAGGUCUAAACUUUCCUCUACAACUGAGAAGAUUAACCUUGAGUGGUUGGAGGCUUUCUUGGAGUCAUAUGAAGAUCAUUGGUUCGUUACCUAAUCUUCAAGUGCUUAAACUAAGAAACUAUGCAUGCCAAGGCAGUUUAUGGAUAACAACCGAGGGGGAAUUUCGCGAGCUGCGGCUCUUGCUAAUUGACAGAUCAGGUUUGGUUGAUUGGAUAACUGAAGCUAGCCACUUCCCUAGACUCGAGUGCCUAAUACUUCGUCAGUGUCAUGAUCUAUACAAGAUUCCAAGUAAUAUUGGAUACAUUCCAACACUUAAGCUGAUUGAGGUUGAGAAGCGUAGUCUUUUAAGCUCCGCAGAAGUGAUAGAAAAGAUGCAACGGGAUUCUGGAAACGAUAGCUUUCAAGUUCGUGUGAAGCAUUCCGGAUACACUGACCGCUCCGUUACAGGUUAG